UGUAGUGUGGCUUCGCACAUGUCACUGUUUACGUAUGUGCGGGCUGCAAUUAGAAGAACCUUUCGUGAUUUUGGAAUGUAAAUUUGCUACCACUAAUUUAAAACUGAGAUGGAAUAUUGACCAUAGGACUGGCUGGGAUGAUGGCAUGAUGAUGUUGUAGCUGUUUUAGGAAACAAGGAACCAAAGAUAAUGUCCUCCACAGUGAUACCACAUGCUACUAAAGUCAGGGCUCUGUACAAAGCAUUGCUCAAACUGCACCAGGGACUUCCUCUAGAACUCAGGGCAGUUGGCAAUGAGUACGUCAAGGAGGAAUUCAAGCGACACAAAACUGCCAAUGAAGCAGAAACCGAAGUGUUUCUUGGGGAGUGGACAAAAUAUUACAUCGUAGUUGCCAAGCAGUUGACUGGAAAGCAGCCAGCUCUUUUGAUUGGUCACAAUCUCUCCCCAGAAAUGUUAGACAACUUCAGAGAGGAACAACUAGGACAACUGAUGGAACUGUUCAAAGAAACUCAGAAACCAAAAGUGAGGGAUCCACCUGUUUGAUAAAUCUUGCAAUGAUUAACACAUAAAUUAUAUGUACAAUCAGCAAAAAUUAUCAUGUUCGUAUCCAGCAAAAAUUAAACUACCCCUGAACUCAUAGUUGUUGUACUGCAAAGUAAUGGACCAGAACAAAAGGUGGGAAAUAAAGAUGUGUUUAUUUAUUAAGAA
This is a messenger RNA of Liolophura sinensis, 708 nucleotides long. RefSeq names its product succinate dehydrogenase assembly factor 3, mitochondrial-like. The transcript is spliced from 3 exons. The coding region runs from base 190 to 543 and encodes 117 amino acids. Lineage: Eukaryota; Metazoa; Mollusca; Polyplacophora; Chitonida; Chitonidae. Gene Ontology annotation, biological process: succinate metabolic process; mitochondrial respiratory chain complex II assembly. The record is from RefSeq and is a predicted model, not a curated record. Gene Ontology annotation, cellular component: mitochondrial intermembrane space; mitochondrion.